AAAACACAAUUCAAAGUCUGGUUUUCUCCCUCUCUGCUUCGAUUUUAAGCUGUCUUUCCCUUCAUUCUAUAUGUAAACCCUCUGUGGACUCUUGCUCUUCCUAAAUACUCUCUCUCUCUUCUUUUCUUACUCUACAACUCAAAAUCAAAUCUAUCACCUUUCCUUUUUUGUUUUUUUUGUUUACUCUUUUUAAGGUUUCGAUCGUCCGUACACUUUCUAGGGUUUAUUACUUGACUGUCGCUUGCUCUCUCUUGAGAUUGUCGUCGUCCUUGUUUUUUGCAACUGAGAUUACUGUCGAUUUCACUUCACCCCGCCAUGGCGGCUGAGAGGCUUCGAGAUUUGAGUCAGCCUAUUGACGUCGCCUUGCUCGACGCCACUGUUGCCGCCUUCUACGGCACCGGAUCUAAAGAAGAAAGGACAGCUGCAGAUCAGAUCUUGCGGGACUUGCAAAACAAUCCUGACAUGUGGCUCCAGGUUGUGCACAUCCUGCAGAACACAAAUAACCUGAACACCAAGUUUUUUGCUUUGCAGGUUCUUGAAGGAGUUAUUAAAUAUAGAUGGAAUGCAUUGCCUUCUGAGCAGCGUGAUGGAAUGAAGAAUUAUAUUUCUGAAGUCAUUGUACAGCUUUCAAGCAACGAGGGAUCUUUUCGAUUAGAACGGCUGUAUGUCAACAAACUGGAUAUCAUAUUGGUUCAGAUUUUGAAACAUGAGUGGCCUGCUAGAUGGCAAAGCUUUAUUCCAGAUCUUGUUGCUGCUGCCAAAACCAGCGAAACAAUAUGUGAGAAUUGCAUGGCAAUAUUAAAGCUUCUAAGUGAAGAAGUGUUUGAUUUUUCAAGAGGGGAAAUGACUCAGCAGAAGAUCAAAGAGCUCAAACAAUCAUUGAACAGUGAGUUUCAGCUCAUUCAUGAGUUAUGCUUGUAUGUGUUAUCGGCUUCUCAGAGAACUGAGCUUAUACGAGUGACACUGUCCACCUUGCACGCAUUUCUUUCUUGGAUUCCCUUGGGCUAUAUUUUUGAAUCCCCAUUACUUGAAACACUCUUGAAAUUUUUUCCCCUGCCAUCGUAUAGGAAUCUCACUCUACAGUGUUUAACAGAGGUUGCUGCCCUCAAUUUUGGUGACUUCUAUAAUGGGCAGUAUGUUAACAUGUACAACAUAUUCACGGUUCAGUUACAGACCAUUCUCCCACCAAAUACAAAUAUUCCUGAGGCUUAUGCGCAUGGUUCUGGUGAGGAACAGGCAUUUAUCCAGAAUCUUGCACUCUUUUUUACAUCGUUUUACAAGUUUCAUAUCCAAGUGCUGGAAUCCACACAAGAGAAUAUAAAUGCAUUGCUAAUGGGUCUUGAAUAUCUAAUUAAUAUCUCAUAUGUGGAUGACACAGAGGUUUUUAAGGUUUGCUUGGAUUAUUGGAACUAUUUGGUUUUGGAGUUAUUUAAUGCAUACCGUAAUCUGGAUAAUCCUGCAGUAGCUGCUAACAUGAUGAACCUGCCGAUGCCUUUAAUUCCAGCCGUGGUUGAUGGUAUUGGAGCACAACUGAUGCAGCGAAGGCAGCUUUAUGCUCUUCCAAUGUCCAAAUUGAGAAUGCUGAUGAUCUGUCGUAUGGCUAAGCCUGAAGAAGUCUUGAUAGUUGAAGAUGAAAAUGGGAACAUUGUCCGUGAAACCAUGAAGGACAAUGAUGUUCUUGUUCAAUAUAAGAUAAUGAGGGAGACGCUGAUAUACUUGUCACACCUUGAUCAUGAGGAUACUGAAAAGCAGAUGCUAAAAAAGUUAAGUAAACAAUUGAGUGGUGAAGAUUGGACGUGGAACAAUCUAAAUACUUUAUGUUGGGCCAUAGGAUCCAUAUCUGGGUCCAUGAUGGAAGAGCAGGAAAACAGAUUUCUAGUCAUGGUCAUUCGUGACUUACUGAAUCUAUGUGAAAUGACUAAAGGGAAAGAUAACAAAGCUGUUAUUGCAAGUAAUAUAAUGUAUGUUGUUGGACAGUAUCCAAGAUUUUUGAGAGCUCAUUGGAAGUUUUUAAAAACAGUUGUGAAUAAGUUAUUUGAGUUCAUGCAUGAAACUCAUCCUGGAGUUCAGGAUAUGGCUUGUGAUACAUUCUUGAAAAUUGUUCAGAAAUGCAAGCGUAAGUUUGUGAUUGUACAGGUUGGAGAAAAUGAACCAUUUGUGUCUGAACUUCUAUCAGCCCUUGCAACAACUGUUGCAGAUCUUGAACCUCACCAGAUCCAUAUAUUUUAUGAAUCUGUUGGUCAUAUGGUUCAAGCAGAGUCUGAUACCCAGAAGAGGGAGGAAUACUUACAGAGGUUGAUGGCUCUUCCAAACCAGAAAUGGGCUGAAAUUCUAGCACAGGCACAUCAAAGUGUGGAUUUUCUGAAAGAUCAAGAUGUCGUGAGGACCGUGCUUAAUAUUUUACAGACAAAUACAAGUGUUGCCAGUUCUCUUGGAACAUUCUUCUUGUCACAAAUUUCUGUGAUCUUUUUGGACAUGUUAAAUGUCUACAAAAUGUACAGUGAGCUUAUAUCAAGUAGCAUAGCAGAAGGUGGGCCUUUUGCAUCUAAAACAUCAUAUGUAAAACUUCUGCGUUCUGUUAAGAGGGAGACUCUAAAGCUCAUUGACACAUUCUUGGACAAGGCUGAAGAUCAACCGCAGAUCGGAAAACAGUUUGUGCCCCCAAUGAUGGAUCCUGUCCUUGGUGACUAUGCUAGGAAUGUACCUGAUGCCAGAGAGUCAGAAGUGUUAUCCCUUUUUGCAACAAUAAUAAAUAAGUACAAGAGUGCAAUGAUAGAUGAUGUGCCUCGGAUAUUUGAAGCCAUUUUCCAGUGCACACUGGAGAUGAUAACCAAAAAUUUUGAAGAUUACCCGGAACAUCGACUCAAGUUCUUUUCAUUGCUUCGUGCCAUUGCAACUCACUGUUUUCCUGCUUUGAUUCGGCUGUCAAGUCAGCAAUUAAAGCUGGUAAUGGAUUCAAUUAUUUGGGCAUUUCGGCAUACUGAACGGAAUAUUGCCGAAACUGGGUUAAAUCUUUUAUUGGAGAUGCUGAAGAACUUCCAGGCUUCUGAGUUCUGUAACCAUUUCUACCGGACAUAUUUUUUGACAAUUGAGCAAGAAAUAUUUGCUGUUUUGACAGACACGUUUCAUAAACCUGGGUUCAAGUUGCAUGUUCUAGUACUCCAGCACUUGUUUUGCUUGGCUGAGAGUGGCUUGUUAACGGAGCCUUUGUGGGAUGUUGCCACAAUUUCUUAUCCGUAUCCGAAUAAUGCAAUGUUUGUUCGUGAGUAUACCAUAAAACUUUUGGGUACUUCAUUUCCCAACAUGACUGUAUCAGAGGUGACUCAAUUUGUGAAUGGAUUAUUUGAGUCAAGAACUGACCUUUCCACAUUUAAGGAUCACAUACGGGACUUUCUGGUGCAAUCAAAAGAAUUUUCAGCUCAGGACAACAAAGAUCUAUAUGCAGAAGAAGCUGCCGCUCAACGGGAAAGAGAGCGGCAACGAAUGCUUUCUAUUCCAGGGCUUAUUGCCCCUAGUGAGAUACAAGAUGAAAUGGUGGACUCAUAGAAUGGCUAACUUUGCUAUUGGAAAUCAAUAUCAUCAUUAUAAUUUUUUUUAAUCUGGGAGUUGCUCUAGGCGUCUCGAUUCAGUUACAGGAAUCAGGUGGUGAGACCUGAACAGAGGUAGGAGCAUUUUUUCCCAUUCUUUAUCAUCCCAAGAAUUUUUAAUUCAUAUAUGGAAAGUGGUGGAUCGUGAAGGGGCAAUGGUGCCAAUGUUUGGUUGAUGCAAGCGUCGGUGCUUCUGUCUUUCUUUAUUGGUUGGGUGUAGGGUAAUUUUUAGAAUGCUAAUGUAGGGGUUAUACCAAGUGGAGUAAUUGUAGCAGUUUCUUCUGAAUCCAGUUUUAUAUUUUUGUAUUCAGUGGACUAAUUUUCAAGUGUUGAUUCAGUCCUUUUAGGUGUUAAUAGAUACUACAGCAGUGACCUGGGUGAGUUGUGAAGAAAAUUCCGUUAAUAUUUCAUAUUAAUAGAAUGAAUGGUCUGUUUUUUUGUGUU
Molecule: messenger RNA, 4031 nt
Organism: Mangifera indica (mango)
Lineage: Eukaryota; Viridiplantae; Streptophyta; Magnoliopsida; Sapindales; Anacardiaceae
Product: protein EXPORTIN 1A-like
Exons: 32
Coding region: 316-3546 (1076 amino acids)
Biological process (GO): ribosomal small subunit export from nucleus; ribosomal large subunit export from nucleus; protein export from nucleus
Cellular component (GO): cytoplasm; nucleus
Molecular function (GO): nuclear export signal receptor activity; small GTPase binding
Source: RefSeq, a predicted model, not a curated record